Urocitellus parryii (Arctic ground squirrel) is the source of this 2674-nucleotide messenger RNA. It is a transcript of the gene Otulinl, whose product is annotated as OTU deubiquitinase with linear linkage specificity like. The record is from RefSeq and is a predicted model, not a curated record. Lineage: Eukaryota; Metazoa; Chordata; Mammalia; Rodentia; Sciuridae.
CGGGCGCCCGUGGGCGGCCCCGUGUCUGACGGACCCACGGGCUGACGCCGCGCGCCGGUCCGCAGCGCGCGGCCGGCAUGGCAGCGCCGAAAAACCCUUCGCGGGUGCGGGAGCGGGCGCGGGUUCGCGCCUCCGCCGCAGAAAGUGACCAAGUUCACUCCUGGACACUAGUUACAAGCCAGGCCCUAGAUACUGCCUGGAGAAURGCAAAGGGCUCUGUGAUGUUGGCAGUUUCACUGUUGGUGGCCACCCUCUGCUAUUUCAGAAGGCUGCAUUUAUAUUUAGAGCACUGGCUGAAAUGGUGGAUUGGAUAUCUCCAGAGAAAAUUCAAAAGGAACCUCAGUGUGGAGGCGGAAGUUGAUUUACUCAGUUAUUGUGCAAGAGAAUGGAAAGGAGAAACACCCCGUGCCAAACUGAUGAGGAAGGCUUAUGAGGAGCUCUUUUGGAGACACCAUAUUAAAUGUGUUCGACAAGUAAAGAGAGAUAACUAUGAUGCUCUAAGAUCAGUGUUAUUUCAGAUAUUUAGCCAAGGCCUCUCUUUUCCAUCCUGGAUGAAAGAAAAAGAUAUUGUUAAGCUUCCUGAAAAACUGCUGUUUUCACAAGGUUGUAAUUGGAUCCAGCAGUAUAGUUUUGGUCCUGAGAAGUAUACAGGUUCAAAUGUGUUUGGAAAAUUACGUAAAUGUGUGGAAUUAUUGAAAAUGCAGUGGACCGAAUUUAGUGGAAUUAAAGAUUAUCACAAGAGAGGAAGUAUGUGUAACAUCCUUUUUUCUGAUGUCAUUCUGGAACAUAAACUUUAUGAAGCUUUAAAGUUCAUCAUGCUAUAUCAAGUCACUGAAGUUUAUGAACAAAUGAAGACUAACAAGAUCAUUCCCAGUCUUUUUAGACUCCUGUUUUCCAGGGAGACAUCAUCAGAUCCUUUGAGCUUUAUGAUGAAUCACUUGAAUUCUGUAGGUGACACGUGUGGAUUAGACCAGAUUGAUAUGUUUAUACUUGGAUACUCCCUUGAAGUAAAGAUAAAAGUGUUCCGACUGUUCAAGUUUAACUCCAGAGACUUUGCAGUCUGGUAUCCAGAGGAGCCUCUCAGGGAGUGGCCAGAGAUCUCCCUGCUGACUGAGAAUGACCGUCACUAUCACAUUCCUGUCUUUUAAGUCUGCUGUGGGCGGGGCACUGGCUCUUGUCAAAGACAGCSGUCACACAAGUAAAGUAUUUCUCGGAAACCAAAGCUAGUGUUUCAGCUAUGGAAGGAAUCAGGACCUUUUUCUCUGGAGUUCAGGUACACUGGGUGCAGGAUGAUUUUCCUGUAUUUUUCAGUGAUUUCCCCUGGAACAGCUGCACUGAUUUAUUUGGUGGUUGGUGGUUUGACCUUGUUUGUAAGAGGUUCGGCAACUUCACAUAAUGGCAGGCCUUUAAGCCACAAGGAAAUUUAGUAUGGACAACAGAAAAAAAACAAGAAGAAAAAAUGUAUGGAAAAAUUGCUAACCUGGAAAGAGUUUCUUCAUCUCUGACCUUUGUGUUAUUAAGACUCUCAUCUUGGGCUGGUUCAAGAUUGUCAUAAACAUGCCAUAUGUUGUAAGCAUCACCUUCAUGGGAAUCUUUGUUAUAUAUUAAUUUUCUAGAACCAUUUGAUUAACAUUAAAAUUAUGUGUAUAUGUAUAUAUAAAUGUAAACAUUAUAUAUACAUAUAUGCACAUUUGGCACACACCCACAAAUAAUCACUACUUUGUAAUAUUGUAUAAUUUGUUUUAUGUAUUACUUUUUUUGUUACUGUUAUAUCUGGCCAGCUUAAUUGGUUUUAUUUAGAUAAAAAUGAUAAAUUCUAUAGAUUAAGGCAACUGAAUGAUAAUUACUGAACUGUCACAAAAAUAUUAAACUGUAGUAUAUUUAGCUUAUAUCUACAUGUGUAUGUAAUGACUGGAAACUCWUUGUGGUAGGCUGAAUAAUAUGCCCAGACACAAAGGUAUCUUCAUCUUAAUCCCAGAACCUGGGAUUAUGUUGGGUUAAAUGGCAAAGGAGAAUUAAGGUUAUAAUUGGAAUUGAGAUACUAACCAUUGACUUUGAAAGGGGGCAAUUAUUCUGGAUUCUCUAGGUGUGCCUGGUGUCAUUGAAAGGGUCCUUAAGAGUGGAAAAGGGAAUCUGAAAAGUGUCAGUCAGAGGAGAAUGUGAAGAGGAGUCAGAGAGAUGCACAUUGCUGAUUUGGGAAGAGGAAGGGGAUAUGAGCCAAGGAAUGCAGGGCCUUUGGGAGCUGGGAAAGACCAGGGACAGACUCUUUCCUAGAACUUCCAGAAGGAGCACAGCCCUGCCAACACCUUGAUUUCAACCCAGCAAGACCCAGGUCAGAUGAAAUCUGCAGAACUCUAAGGUAAUAGCUUCAAUGGUUAAAUCACUUGAGUAUGAUGUAAUAUGUUACAGGAGCAACAGAAGCCUAGUAUUCUCAGAUUGACUAAUUUUUAUUUUAUUUGGAAAUACUUUUUUUAGUCAUUUUGGAAAUCUUUAUUUUGGAGAUGCCUUGCUCAUCUCUUGAAUUUCAAUAAAUUCAAAAUAAUUUUUAAAAUCUUGUAAUGACAUUUCACUUCAAAAUUACAACUUCCUUUAUGACAAAUAAGUGACUUACUUAACAACAUGCUUGGCACUAACAUUAUCCCAUGAUUGUAUUGUUUCUUGAAUAAAUAAAAAA